Messenger RNA from Stereum hirsutum FP-91666 SS1, 1887 nucleotides. RefSeq lists its product as uncharacterized. The record is from RefSeq and is a predicted model, not a curated record. NCBI's taxonomy places the organism in Eukaryota, Fungi, Basidiomycota, Agaricomycetes, Russulales, Stereaceae. The transcript is spliced from 2 exons. The annotation marks the transcript as partial.
UCCCGCAUCGUUGUCCCCCCCAACUUAAUCUCCGAGUACGAGGUCAACUUUUACUACCACGGCAUCUCGAGUAACCCUCCCAAGCUCUUAUGGCGUUCCGAUCUCGAGUCCAACCCCUUCCCUUUUCCCCCUGUUGGCACCGACUUUCACAAGAUCCCCAAGAAGAGUCCCCGACCCGUCUUCAACACACCGCUUAACCCCAUGUGGGACACCGUCGCUCCUCAGAUCCUGGAGUCGAUAAAGGCCCGAGGCCUCCUGUACUCCGCGCUGAAGACGGCUAAGUUCUUAAUCGUCGCAGACGGCGAGGAGAGAACUGGUCCUAUUGUCAUCUGGAUUGCCGUCCGUCCCAACACCACCAACGCUGGAGCCGUUCGUGAUGCCACUCCGGACAUUCUCGACGUCCUCACUCGCGCCCAGAUCACCGGUGUCGUCGUGGAGUGGUAUGAGGGGUCGGUCGUUCGCCUAGGUGCUCGGCUACCUCCAAAAGUUUUCUCUCUCGCGCCAUUUGGCGUCCACUGCCCGAUCACUCCCGUAGGUGUGCCCAUCGCCAGGGAGUCCGACGACGCUCAGGGUACCCUCACGUUCAUGUUCAAAGAGGUGAAGACCAAGACAGGCGAACCCAGCAACAGGAUUCUUGCCCUCACCAACAAACACGUCGCUUCCUUCGACAUCACUACUGAUUACGAGCUCGACGAGGCUGACCGUCAACACAUCCGAGUCUAUAGCAAUCGUCAACUCGAUCGUGCUAUCACCAAGAUCCGGGACAACAUCGCCAGAGUCGCUCGCGAACUGGCGAACACACCACAGGAUGAUAUGUCAGUUCUGGUAUCGGAAAUGGCUGCUCUCCAGCUCAGACUUAACGCGGUCGACGCCGAAUUGAAAAACACCAACGGUCGGAGGUUCAGUGUCGUUGACUGGGCUCCCCAAAUCUCCGUCAGGGUCGACGACCGCCACUACACUCGCGACAUCGCCACGCUUGCAGUCCAUGACAACCGGUACGGAUUGGACAGUUCGAACAACCAAAUUAACUUCAACGAAUUAGGCCCACAAUAUACCGCUGCUGAGCUCACUGAUACCUUCUGGCCUCUCGCUUCCGUUCGUAAGGGCAGAAGUAUUCACCCCUGGCUCCACAUCCGUGGUGCUCUUCCUCAUGAACGUGUCAUCAAUCCCGAUACGGAGGACGAGAACGGCGAACCCCUCUGUAUCGUUGCCAAGUACGGCAGCGCGACAAGGCUUACAUUUGGUCGGUACUCAGAAAUGGGUGCCUGUAUUCGUACCGACUUCGGAGAGUCCAGGGAGGUCGUCGUGUAUAACUACACCGAGAAACCGGAUAACUUUGCGGACCGUGGAGAUUCGGGUGCACUUAUUUUCACGGGCGAGGGAGACGCGCUUGCCAUCUUGCACGCGGGCAUGGAUGAAACACGUCAUGCUACCUACGGUACACCCAUCUGGUGGGUUAUCGAGCAGAUCCUCAUCAAGUAUCCCGACGCCGAGUUCUUCAAUCCCGAAUAUUACAAACCCAAACCCUCUACCCCUGUAUAUCGUGAGGCUGCCAGGGAUCCUGAUGACUUCAUCAAUGAAGGAGCAGAGAUCAGACCCCGAAGCGGCUUAGUCACUGGCGUCUUCUAUCGCGUCCCCACUCAGAAUGCCAGCUCAAAAACCCUUUUCCGUGAACUCCUCUUAAACCCUACAUGGGCUAAAAUCACCUUCACACGACACCCUAUCCUCUGCAAGUCAUCCGCCAAAUAUGGAAUGUUUUUCGUCGAGUUCAAGUCUAGUAAGAUUUUCGUGUCAGGCACCUCCGAGCCCUUUGUACAUUUACCCAAUCUCGUUUGCCUUAAUGAUAAGCUAUGCCACUGGGUCCUCAUCGACGCCAUCGACGACUAG